Daphnia carinata is the source of this 1832-nucleotide messenger RNA. It is a transcript of the gene Prp31, whose product is annotated as U4/U6 small nuclear ribonucleoprotein Prp31-like. The coding region runs from base 124 to 1644 and encodes 506 amino acids. The transcript has 8 exons. Gene Ontology annotation, biological process: spliceosomal tri-snRNP complex assembly; mRNA splicing, via spliceosome. The record is from RefSeq and is a predicted model, not a curated record. NCBI's taxonomy places the organism in Eukaryota, Metazoa, Arthropoda, Branchiopoda, Diplostraca, Daphniidae. Gene Ontology annotation, cellular component: U4 snRNP; U4/U6 x U5 tri-snRNP complex; precatalytic spliceosome.
AUGCCAUCUAGCGGUCUGCUAGUUAAGUAAGCAAAUUGUGGCAGACUAUUUUGAUUUUGAUGUAUUGUGUACGCAUAGUUUGCCUUCUUAGUUUUUACCGGAAUACCUUAAUUUGUCUCCAAAAUGUCGUUGGCUGACGAAUUACUUGCGGAUUUGGAAAUGGAUGAUGAGGACACUCACAUGGAUGUAGGGAUGCAGCUUCCUGAACCUUCAGUUGAAGUAAAAACGGAAAUCAAGCAAGAAUUCUUUGUACCACCGGUUGCAAAGUUGACUCUUGAUGAUGUUUGUAAACUGAGAAAUUCACCCCAGCUUGUCAGCAUCCUGGAAGAAAUAGAGAAAUACUGUGGGCAGAAUCGCACGUCUGAGAAUAUUCAGGGUCCUGUAGAAGCAGAUCCAGAAUAUCAACUUAUUGUUGAAGCAAAUAAUUUGGCUGUUGAGAUUGACAAUGAUGUCAAUGCCAUACACAAGUUUGUCAGGGACUUGUAUGCCAAAAGAUUUUCAGAGUUGGAGUCAUUGGUGGUGAAUCCAUUGGAAUACAUUACAACUGUUAAGGAACUUGGAAAUGAAAUCAGCCAAGCUAAGCAUAGUACAGUAUUGCAACAGAAUCUUACCCAGGCAACCAUCAUGGUGCUCUCUGUGACAGCCUCCACCACACAAGGGAAACCUCUAGAUGGUGCGGAACUGAGUAGGGUCAUGGAAGCUUGCGACACUGCUUUGGAACUAGAUAAAUGCAAAACCAGAAUCUAUUCCUACGUGGAGAGUCGCAUGACGUUCAUAGCACCAAACUUGUCAAUUCUAGUUGGCGCACCCAUUGCUGCCAAGUUGAUGGGUGUAGCUGGUGGAUUAACGGCCCUUUCCAAAAUGCCAGCCUGUAACAUCCAAUUACUCGGUAAUCAAAAGCGUACCUUAUCUGGAUUUUCUCAGACAGCCACUUUGCCCCACACGGGUUUUAUCUUUGAAUCGCCAAUCGUGCAAGAUACACCUCCAGAUCUUAGACGCAAAGCAGCACGUUUGGUUUCCUCGAAAUGUACUCUAGCAGCUAGAGUGGAUGCGUUCCACGAGAGUUGCGACGGGACUAUUGGGCGCAACUUUCGCGAGGAUGUCGAACGUAGAUUGGACCGACUCCAAGAGCCACCGCCUGUGAAGGCUAUUAAACCAUUGGCGGCCCCGUUGGAAGCCCCUCGGAAAAAACGUGGUGGCAAGCGUGUUCGCCGUAUGAAGGAGAAGUACGCCCAGACUGAAAUGCGUAAACAAGCAAAUCGCAUGACGUUCGGAGAAAUUGAAGAAGACGCAUACCAAGAAGAUUUGGGCUACACCCGAGGCAUGAUGGGUAAAGGUGGACCGGGUCGCAUACGAGGACCGACCAUUGAUGAGAAGACGAAAGUGCGCAUUUCGAAAGCCCUGCAAAGAAAUCUACAGCGUCAGCAAGCGUAUGGAGGGGCUACUACCGUCAAACGCCAAGUGGCCGGUACGGCUUCCUCUGUGGCUUUUACUCCGCUCCAGGGGCUUGAAAUCGUUAAUCCGCAAGCAGCUGAAAAGAAAGUUAGUGAGGCCAACAUUCGGUACUUUUCAAACCAGGGUACCUUCUUCAACGUCAAAGACGUCAGCUCAACGCCGUUACCUGGUGGCAGUUCGACUAAGUAGAACGAAUCGCGAGUAGUUGUGAUGUCGUAUUUUCUAUUCUGUCGCCAUGCCUGUUGACUCUUCGGGAUGAGGUGUAUGUACAAUAAGCCGGCUCCGUUAUUUCGUCUUUUUCAUGCACACGAUUUUUUUCAUUUUAUUUUGCUCAUUGCACUUGAAAGAUUUUUCAUACACCAUGAUGCUUCCUAGUA